UACACUCUCCUCAGUCUCCACUCUCCUGCUCUGGUAGGCUUCUUCGUCGUGCAUCCCUCUUUCCGUUCCCUCCUCCCGUCCCUUUCUGUCUACGUCUUUUCCGCCAUCGCCACAGAACAACGGUGCUUCAGCAAGUAUUCUUUAUUCUUUUUCACUAUUUUUCUUCAAUAAUUUUUCCAAAAAGUUUUAGAGAUUUCCGGACGGAUAUUAACACUUGAUUGCUGAGCCGGUUCCCAGAAAUCUCCAGAGAAAGGUGAAUGAUUUUUGUGUGAAGAAGUAGAGAUCCAAGAGGAAUGGCAAGUCAAGCUGUUACCGCUUUCAGCGGUAACAUGAAGAAAGCACUUGCUGGCCUGAGACGUAUUGAUCUAGAAGGUCUGCGAUGGAGAGUUUUUGACGCGGAAGGCCAGGUCCUUGGGAGAUUAGCAUCUCAAAUAGCUACUGUGGUUCAAGGCAAGGAUAAGCCAACCUAUACCCCUAACCGUGAUGAUGGAGAUAUGUGCAUUGUGCUAAAUGCAAAGGAUGUAUGCUUUACGGGGAGGAAACUUACGGAUAAAGUUUAUUACUGGCAUACUGGGUAUGUGGGGCAUCUCAAGGAACGGACUUUAAAAGACCAGUUGGCCAAGGAUCCUACAGAAGUCAUUCGCAAAGCUGUCCUACGCAUGCUUCCCAGAAACAAAUUGCGUGAUGAUAGAGAUCGUAAGCUCAGAAUAUUUACCGGGAGUGAACACCCAUUUGGUGACAGGCCCCUCGAACCUUAUGUGAUGCCACCUCGAAAAGUUAGAGAAAUGCGGCCUCGUGCAAGGCGUGCCAUGAUCCGAGCUCAGAAGAAGGCUGAGCAACAGCAACAGGGUGCUGAUGAUAGGAAAAGACGCAAAAAGAAAGAAGUCAAUACAGAAGAGGCUGCCUGAGUUCUUCUUCAUGAGAGUACUCGAAUCAGCAAUUGUGUCGAGCAUUCAUCAUUCUGGCACUGGCGAAACUAACCUUAUCUUUUGCGAGUCACAUAUAGCUGGGAUCAAUACUAGUUUCUGUUAGUUCAGAUGCAUAUGACCCAUCAUGAUCAGUUUGUUGGUUUCCGUCAGCUCAGAUGCUGCGUCUGUCUUUCGGGACUUGGAGAGGCCUAUAUCAAAGAUGAUAAGCUUUGUGGAUCAUGAACACCUUCUUUAUUUUACAGGUAUCUUCAUGAUAUGCAGGAUGGUAAGACUGUUUCCCUAUAUCAAUUGCAAUUUGGUAUUCUGUUCUGAAAGGAUUGAUUGGCUUUUUGUCAAUAAGAAUCAUUAUUCUGCUCCAAAAGAUGCCCUUCCAAAGUUAAGUUGAAACUUUAAAGAGACAUCACAUGUAAGAUCCGUGUGUUAAAUAUUUAUAUUUUUUCCCUUAA
Molecule: messenger RNA, 1375 nt
Organism: Tripterygium wilfordii
Lineage: Eukaryota; Viridiplantae; Streptophyta; Magnoliopsida; Celastrales; Celastraceae
Product: 50S ribosomal protein L13-like
Exons: 7
Coding region: 294-908 (204 amino acids)
Biological process (GO): negative regulation of translation; translation
Cellular component (GO): mitochondrial large ribosomal subunit; ribosome
Molecular function (GO): mRNA binding; structural constituent of ribosome
Source: RefSeq, a predicted model, not a curated record